UGGAAGGGGUAAACGUAAUGUUUGGCACCCAGGUGGACUUCAUGGAGUACGAGCUGUCUAAAGCGGAGAUACUGAGAGGAAUCGUUACCGAGAAGCUGUCGACGGCAGCGCGGGAGAUCUUCGCGGUGGUCGAGAGAACCGUGGCCGGGUAUGAGGAGGAGGCGGCGGGUACGAGGCAGGAGAUCGACCGGCCUAGAGUCAUUCUCUGUCGGAUAGGUGAGAUAGUGAGAGGAAUCGUUACAGAGAAACUGACAACAGCCGGAUGGGAGAUCUUCGCAGUCGUAGAGAGAACCGUAGCCGGGUAUGAGGAGGAGGCGGCGGGUCUGAGGCAGGAGAUUGACCGUCAGAGGAUCCAGCUGGAGGCUAUUCUUCGUCCUCGGGUCACUCUCUGUAGGAUAGAUGAACCUGAAUGUGAAGAGGAGGCAGACUGGGAAGGUGGGAUAUUAGAGGAGGAAGGCCGGCAGACACAUGGGAACAAUUCGUGGGGAGGACUCAGCAGCCACAAUCAGUAUAAUGAGGAGUCACUGGCCCCCUCAUUUCAUGAAGACAUUAAGGACCCAGAUUUCCAGAUGAAAAAUACAAGACGUCCAGCGUUGAAGAAAAGGGGCAGGACUACUGCCUUUAUAAACCUCAGAGUCUGCCUGCUGCAGGACUCCAACAUCAACAUUCUUAAAAAAGGCGUGUUAAAGUCACAGUUAAAGGAGGUGAGGUGUCCUCGGGGCCUGCAGGAGGCAGAGUUCCUGGACCUGCUGAAGGUGUCCUUCCCUCAGUUGAUGGGAGAGUUUGAUGUUUUUACUAUAAAUCCCACCAGAAGACUGAAACCUCUUAAACUAAAGGUUAUGACUCCAGAGGAAAUUCAAAAGGCUCUCAAGUCCGAGGGGAAAGGAAGAUCUGCGCUUUAUAUACGGCUCAAGGGGCCAAAUGAACCCCUGAGCAGCCAGGACACAACAAAUGAGGAGAAACCACAGGCAAGUCCCGAAGGAGCGGAGAGCAAUGAAUCCGAUCAUCUGAUCAUUCAGUCGGACCGCUCUGCAGCCGACAGCGACAGUGAAGAUGUUGAUAACGAGGAGGAGGAUGAUGAAAAAGAUGUAGAGUGGAAACCAGGCAGUGAAGAUGAGCUGAAAGACAAGAUUUCUGGACCGCACUCCUCGAAGAGAAAAAAGAAAGCACAAGUCAAACGUUCUGUUGUCAAAAUCCCCAAAAGUAAACCAACCAAGGCCUCUCUGCCAGUUCCUCUGUCCUGUCAAGUCUGUAAAACUCUGAGGUGGUCCAAUAACAAGCUGAUCAAGCAUUCAUGGAUCCACGUAGAGGAGGCAGAGAGACUCUGUGGAGUCUGUGGAGAACAGUCAGAGUCCACAGAGGAGCUGAAGAAUCACCUGGAAAGUCACAAGAAAACAUACAGCUGUGACAUCUGUGGAAAGAAAUUCCUCUCGAUUUAUAGUCUGCAGGGGCACGCUCCUAUACACACAGGAGUGAAACCCUUCAAAUGUGACGUCUGCGGUAAGGAGUUUCUAUUUAAGAAUACUUUAAGAAAUCAUCGAUGGGAACAUGUGGAGGAUAAACCCCACAAAUGUGAUAUCUGCAAUGAAUCAUUUGCCUUAAAAGCAAAGCUGAUGAUUCACAGCAGGUCCCACACUGAUACCAAGCCUUACAGCUGCGACUUGUGCGGUAAGUCCCUCUGUGACCUUAAAGCUCUAACGCGACACAAGCUGAUUCACUCGGGGGAGAAACGCCAUGGCUGUCAGGUUUGUGGGAAACUCUUUUUAACUUCUGGACAACUUAAAGUUCACGAGAAAAACCACACGGACAGGGACAAGACAUACCUCUGUGACAUCUGCUGCAAAAUGUUCCACACAAGAGGCCAGCUGAACGCUCACCUGAAAAUCCACAGUGAUGAAAAGGUGAUUUGCAGCGUCUGUGGCAGGGCGCUGUCAUCGAAAGGACAUCUGAAACGACACAUGAGGGUCCACAGCGGGGAGAGACCCUACAAGUGCUCGGUGUGUGGACGAACCUAUAUCUGCAGCAGUCAUCUCAACUUCCACCUGAAGCUCCACGCGGGCAUCAAGUCGUGUGUGUGCCAGGUGUGUGGGAAAGCGUUCUUCCGCAGGGAACACCUGAACAAUCACAUGAGGACCCACGAUGGGAAGAAGCCCUACAGGUGCACCAUCUGUGGAAGAGGCUUCACCCAGAGUCACUCCAUGAAAACACACAUGAAGAGGCAUCAGCAGAGCCAGCCGUGGAUGCACUGAUGGACUAACCUCCACGGGUACUGGACUGGUCUGGGAGAAGGACUUUGGUCCAUGUACAUAAUGUCUGGUUCUUUGUACAGAUGCCUUAGUCUUUUGUGUCUUGGACAAGAAAUCAACACAAGGACGUUCUUUUGGAAAGACGCUUUGGCUCAGUCCCAUUUUUAGCUUUUACUCCUCCAUCCCAAGCCCCCCACUGCUUCAGCCUCCUGAUAGCCGUCAUCCAGGCCCAAAGCCUCAAAGAUCUCAAUGACACAGGAAGAAAUGAUAGCUCUUACAACACUGAGGGUUAUUAUCAGUUAAUUAGGUUAGCUUUAGCAAUGUGAGCUAUACCAAAUGUAGCUAACAUAGCUACUUAGAUAAUGUAUCUUUGUAGUUUACAAAACUUCUUUGUGUGCUCAGUUUUAGCUAUGGAAGCUACUUAGCUCUGUUAUCUCUAGCUAAGUCAGCUUCACCAAGCUGCGGGGAAUGUAGCGAAAGCUGACACAGCAACGUAAAUAACGUAUGUAAGUAGCUUACAUAGCUGCUUUGUGAACCUGAUUUAGCUACAUCAGCUACCUAGCUCUUUUAUCUAUACCUCAGAUUUAGUAACAUGAGCCCAAGCAAAUGUAGCUAAAGCUAUGGUAGCUACGUAGAAAUUGUGUCUACGUAUUUCACAUUGCUGCUUUGUGAGAUAAGCUUAAGCUUUGUUCAUCAUGUAGCGCUGUUAUCUAUAGCUUAGUUAGCUUUGGCAAUAUCAGCUUUAGCAAAUGUAGCUAAAACUAAUUUAGCUUUAUAGAUUAUUUAUUGUACAUAGCUGCUAUGUGAGCAUAGCAUAAACUGUUAUGUUGAUCUGUUAUCCAAAGCUAAGUAAGCUUUAGCAAGGUAAGCUUUAGCUAAUGUAGCUACAUUGAAAAUGUAUCUAACUAGCCUGCAUAGCUGCUUUGUGAGAUUAGCUUCAGCAACAUGAGCUCUAACAAACCUAGCUAUGGUAGCUACAUGGAUAAUAUCUCUACAUAUUGCACAUAACUGCAUUGUGAGCUUAGCUCAAGCUAUGUUUGUUAUGUAGCACUGUUAUCUAUAUCUUUGUUAGCUUUGGUAAUGUCAGCUUUAGCAAAUGUAGCUAAAGCUAACUUAGCUUCAUAGGUAAUGUAUCUACUUAUUGUACAUAGCUGCUAUGUGAGCUUAGCGUAAUCUGUUAGUUAUGUAGAUUUAUUAUCCAUAGCAAAGUAAACUUUGGCAAAAUAAGCUUCAGCAAAUAUAGCUACAUUGAGAAUGUGUUUAAUUAGCUUGCAUAACUGCUGUGUGAGCCUAGCUUUAGCAACAUGAGCUAUAGCAAACGUAGCUAAAGCUAUGGUAGCUAGGUGGAUAAUAUUGCUAUGUAUUGCACAUAGCUGCUGUGAGCUUAGCUUAAGCUAUGUUCGUUAUGUAGCGCUGUUAUCUAUAGCUAAGUUAGCUUUGGCAAUGUAAGUUUUAACAAAUGUAGCUAAAGCUAACUUAGCUUCAUAGAUAAUGUAUCUACUUAUUGUACAUAGCUGCUCUGAGCUUAGCAUAAUCUUAGUUACGUAGCUCUGUUAUCCAUAGCUAAGUUAGCUUUAGCAAAGUAAGCUUUAGCAAAUAUGGCUACGUUGAGAACAUAUCUAAGUAGCUUGCAUAGCUGCUUUGUGAGCCUAGCUUUAGCAACAUGUGCUCUAGCAAACGUAGCUAAAAUUAAUGUAGCUAAUUAGAUACUGUAUGUAUCACUAUCAUGCAUAGCUACUUUGUGAGCUUAGCUCAGGCUAUGUAGCGCUGUAUACGUGAGCUUAAGCAAAUAAGCUGAAACUUAUUUAGCUACAUAAUUAGAUAACAUCCACAUAGCUUACGUAGCUGCUUUGUGAGCUCAGUUUUAGCUACAUUGCUCUGUUAUCUAUAGCAUAUUUAGCUUUAGCAACAUGAGCUCCAACAACAGUAGCUAAUGCUAAUGUAGCUACAUAGAUGUACCUGCGUAUCACACAUAGCUGCUCUGUAAGCUACUGGAGCUACUUGGAGCUCUAAACAAUAACUCUAUAGAUAUCAAGUUCAAUCCUCUCGUGUCUGCUACAAAUAAAUCCAUAAAUGUGACCUGAUCAAACUUUAUAAAUGAACGUGAAGAGCUUCAUGACUCAGAUUAUACUACACACACAAUGGGACGCCACAUUUACUAUGAAUAACAUCAAAGAAAGCAUGCUCAGAAAACGAUAGUUUUAAGUGUGCCUCUUUGAAAACCUGCAGUCUAAUGUCACCCUUCCCCCCUUAAUUCCACAAAACUGGGACACCCUCCCCCAGAUGUGAAGGACCCAGGUCUAUAGGGCUGUGUUUGGGGUAGGGGUGUAGUGGGACUGAGCCAUUGUCUUUAAUUUUUCUCAGCUGUAGAAAGAAAAAACAAACUUGGUAUCCAAUGACCUGUUGAACCUGUUGAAUGUUUUAAGUGUCAAUGUUUAACACUACGUGCAUUACAUAUUAAAAAAAGAACCACGAGUAGAGUAGAUAAUGUUUUUGUUUUUGAAUGUUGUAAAUAGGAUCCCAGUUAAGCUUUUACUAACACUGAUACAUUUUAAUGUUGAUCGUUUUUGUGGGGAAAAAAAAGAAUGGUUGUUUUAAUGUUUAACACUUUUUAGUUUUAGGUUAUGACAUUUUUUUUUACUGAUGAUUUUGUUUUUGUUUGGAUAUUUUUUUAAAUUUUCAUUUUUAUCCUCUCACUAGAUUAGACUAUAUGUUUAUU
Messenger RNA from Cheilinus undulatus (humphead wrasse), 4965 nucleotides. RefSeq names its product zinc finger protein 436-like. Gene Ontology annotation, molecular function: DNA-binding transcription factor activity, RNA polymerase II-specific; RNA polymerase II cis-regulatory region sequence-specific DNA binding. The transcript has 8 exons. Gene Ontology annotation, biological process: regulation of transcription by RNA polymerase II. The record is from RefSeq and is a predicted model, not a curated record. Lineage: Eukaryota; Metazoa; Chordata; Actinopteri; Labriformes; Labridae. The coding region runs from base 18 to 2249 and encodes 743 amino acids.